UAUCCGAUUGAGAUCCCACGAAAUCUUAACCUGGAAACACUAUACCUAAUAGCACUAAGCCAGAGGCGACAACAGCAACAACCGAGUCGUAAUAUAAACGGAAAAUACCUCCCUUUCCCUCUUGGGAUCAAAGACCAAAUUGAAGAAGAGAAGACAGAUUCAUCAAUGGCUCCAAAAGCGAUCACGAGUCCAGUUCCUGUGAAUUUGUAUCCAGCCCUAGCUCUCUCUAUGCUUGCGAUCGGCCUCAUGGUUACUGCUUCCUUCUUCAUCUAUGAAGCAACCUCAUCUAGGCGAAAUCGUAGCCUUGUUAAGGAGCUUACAACAGGAGCAAUUGCAUCAUUUUUUCUGGGUUUUGGAUCACUAUUCCUGCUACUUGCUUCUGGUGUUUAUGUUUAGGGUCUUGACGUAGAACCUUGAAAUUUUUUUAAGUGUCAGUUAUUCGUGAAAGAUGAUAUGGUUGACAUUGUUAGUUAAUUCAGCUGUGAACCGUAAUGUAAUGGUUAGAGGUUUCUGGCUCGGAGUAUCCUUCCUAAUCAAUACUGUUUUUAAGUUUCAUGGGAAGCUUUUCAGAUAAGACCUAUUAUGUAGCCUACUUCGAUCCUUUAUUGUUGGCAGAGCCAGGAAUAUUUUUAUGAGAAAAGUAUUUGCAAUUUGCAAUACCAA
Molecule: messenger RNA, 663 nt
Organism: Ricinus communis (castor bean)
Lineage: Eukaryota; Viridiplantae; Streptophyta; Magnoliopsida; Malpighiales; Euphorbiaceae
Product: transmembrane protein 258
Exons: 4
Coding region: 166-396 (76 amino acids)
Biological process (GO): protein N-linked glycosylation
Cellular component (GO): membrane-bounded organelle
Source: RefSeq, a predicted model, not a curated record